This is a messenger RNA of Zygosaccharomyces rouxii, 1224 nucleotides long. RefSeq names its product formate dehydrogenase. Gene Ontology annotation, molecular function: formate dehydrogenase (NAD+) activity; NAD binding; oxidoreductase activity, acting on the CH-OH group of donors, NAD or NADP as acceptor. Bases 1 to 1224 code for a protein of 407 amino acids. Gene Ontology annotation, cellular component: cytosol. NCBI's taxonomy places the organism in Eukaryota, Fungi, Ascomycota, Saccharomycetes, Saccharomycetales, Saccharomycetaceae. The record is from RefSeq and is a predicted model, not a curated record. The transcript has a single exon.
AUGUUUAGAGUCCCUCAAUUGACCGCUAGAGUCUCCAGAAUGGCACCAUUGCGUGCCCCAAUGCCACGUACCUUCUCCACUUCACCAAUUACUAUGGCUAAUGGUAAGGUACUGCUGGUCCUUUAUGAAGGUGGUAAACAUGCUAAGGAACAAAAGAGAUUGUUAGCCGGUAUUGAAAAUGAAUUAGGUAUCAGAAAAUACAUCGAGUCCAAGGGUUACGAAUUGGUUAGUACUACUGAUAAGGACCCUGAACCAACUUCCACAGUCGACAAACAUUUGAAAGAUGCAGAAAUCGUCAUCACUACUCCAUUCUAUCCUGCAUACAUCACUAAAUCAAGAAUUGCUAAUGCACCUAAUUUGAAGUUAGCAGUUACCGCAGGUGUUGGUUCGGACCAUGUCGACUUGAACGCAGCCAAUCAGAAGAAGAUUACAGUUGCGGAAGUUACUGGAUCUAACGUGGUUUCCGUCGCAGAACAUGUUCUUGCAACCAUUUUGGUGCUUGUGAGAAACUACAAUGGUGGUCACCGCCAAGCUGUCAAUGGUGAAUGGGAUAUUGCCGGUGUCGCCAAGAAUGAAUAUGAUUUAGAGGACAAGGUCAUUUCCACCGUCGGUGCAGGUAGAAUUGGUUACAGAGUUCUAGAAAGACUCAUUGCAUUCAACCCUAAGAAGUUGUUGUACUACGACUACCAAGAUCUACCAGCCGAAGCUAUCAAGAAAUUGAACGACGCCAGUAAGUUGUUCAACGGUAAGGAUGAUAUUGUGCAAAGAGUUGAAAAACUGGAAGAUAUGGUUUCCCAAUCUGAUGUUGUCACUAUCAAUGCACCAUUGCACGAAGGUACUAGAGGUCUUUUCAACAAGGAUUUGAUUUCCCACAUGAAGGAUGGCGCUUACUUGGUUAACACCGCCAGAGGUGCUAUCUGUGUUGCUGAAGAUGUUGCCGAUGCUGUUAAAUCUGGUAAAUUACGUGGUUACGGUGGUGAUGUUUGGGAUAAGCAACCAGCUCCAAAGGACCACCCAUGGAGAUCAAUGAACAACAAGGACCAAACUGGUAACGCCAUGACCGUUCACAUCAGUGGUACUUCUUUGGACGCCCAAGAGAGAUACGCUCAAGGUGUUAAAAGCAUUCUUGAAAGUUACUUCUCCAAGAAAUUCGACUACCGUCCACAAGAUGUCAUCGUCAAAGAUGGUGAAUACGCUACUAGAGCCUACGGUCAACGUAAGUAA